AGGAAGGAAGGAAGGAAACAUUUCUUCUCUAUCUUUCAAAGCAACAUGGGACAACAUUUCACUAACGAGGAAGGAGAACAAGUUGAGAUUGAUGUGGCUGAAUUGCAGGAAUGGUAUAAGAAAUUUGUAGUGGAAUGUCCAAGUGGGACUCUCUUCAUGCAUGAAUUCAAACGAUUCUUUGGGGUUCAUGAUAAUCAAGAAGCAGCAGAUUAUGUGGAAAACAUGUUCAAAGCUUUCGAUAAGAAUGGGGAUAACACCAUUGAUUUCCUAGAAUAUGUGGCUGCUUUGAAUCUGGUUUUGCGAGGGAAACUGGAACACAAGCUGAGAUGGACAUUCAAGAUAUAUGAUAAAGAUGGAAAUGGCUGCAUAGAUAAACCUGAGCUCCUAGAAAUAGUGGAGGCUAUUUAUAGGCUUAAGCAAGCAUACAAAUCUGAUGAAGAAAGAGCUGUUCCCGGUCUCACUCCAGAAGAAGUUGUGGAAAGAAUAUUUGAGCUGGUAGAUGAGAAUGGAGAUGGGCAAUUAUCUCUGGAUGAAUUCCUUGAUGGAGCACAGAAAGAUAAGUGGGUGAUGAAGAUGCUACAAAUCGAUGUAAGCCCAGGUGGAUGGAUUGCUAAGCAGAGAAGAAGAAGUGCACUGUUCUGAUCAUCGUUUGUGCUACUUCAGAAGCUUGAUGAGAAAAAAGCAUCCCUGUGCUUCACUCUAUUUGUCCUUGAUAGCAGCAUGCUCAGCAGCAGGGGGAAAAAACCCUCUAAUGCAACCCUUUUAAUUAUUCUGCAGUGUAGUAGCUGGGCCAC
This is a messenger RNA of Candoia aspera, 794 nucleotides long. It is a transcript of the gene GUCA1B, whose product is annotated as guanylate cyclase activator 1B. The transcript is spliced from 4 exons. NCBI's taxonomy places the organism in Eukaryota, Metazoa, Chordata, Lepidosauria, Squamata, Candoiidae. Gene Ontology annotation, cellular component: cone photoreceptor outer segment; photoreceptor inner segment. Gene Ontology annotation, molecular function: calcium ion binding; calcium sensitive guanylate cyclase activator activity. The record is from RefSeq and is a predicted model, not a curated record. Gene Ontology annotation, biological process: visual perception. Bases 46 to 642 code for a protein of 198 amino acids.